Messenger RNA from Cavia porcellus (domestic guinea pig), 4520 nucleotides. RefSeq names its product coiled-coil and C2 domain containing 2B (gene Cc2d2b). Gene Ontology annotation, biological process: protein localization to ciliary transition zone; non-motile cilium assembly. The transcript has 34 exons. The record is from RefSeq and is a predicted model, not a curated record. Gene Ontology annotation, cellular component: ciliary transition zone. The annotation marks the transcript as partial. NCBI's taxonomy places the organism in Eukaryota, Metazoa, Chordata, Mammalia, Rodentia, Caviidae.
GCUCAAAGAGAAGAGAUUUUUAAAAUGAUGUCAGAAAAGACAGACAACAUUGCAGUAGAAGAAAUUACAGGCAAGCAUCUCUCAAAAGAUUUAGAUACAGAAGAAAAUCAAAGCAUACUAGAGACAGUAAGAGGCAAAAUAAGAGAAAAACUAAGAAAUGCUAAGAUAAACUUAGAAGAAAAAUGUUCAUUUAAACACUUAAGUACUCACUUACUAUUAUUUAACCCCCAGACUGAAGUCUUACUGGAUGAAGGUCUUGCAUUUUUCAUUCUGAGUGGUGAAGAAGGCUCAAUGUUGGGCCAGUCAUCAAAGCAGAGAUCAUUAAAUGAUAGUUACUCCAAAUGCUUUACAGUUGGUAAUAAAUUACAAAAUGUUGCUAAAAGCCAAGAUGAAGAUUUUAUGGAAGAAGUCGUUUUUGCAGAUUUAUUUGAAGUAAAAGCUGCUGAAUAUGAAGAUGAUCAAGAAAAACUAACAAAAGAGCAGGCAAAUAUUUUUAUGCCAAGUAGUUCCCCAGUGGCCAACCAGUAUAAACUGCCAAAAGGUAUGACCCCACGCAUUUUAGAAGAUGAAGGAUUCUAUAUUCAGAAAAAGCCCAAAGUAUUUAAAAAGACCUGCAACAAAAUGGAAAAUCGCCUGCUUACACUAAGUGAGGGAAAGUGUUGGUUUGAAGAGAGUGGAAAAAUAAUGUCAUUACCUUCACCUAUUAGACAGUCGUGGAAUUUCAGAUUAAACAUCAGCAAGGAAUCUUUAAACCCAGCACUAAAGACUACAUACAAGAAGGCAAUAAAAUCUGACAUCGGAAGUUCUUUUAGAAGCAAAAUAGAAGGACAAAGGGAAAUAUACCAAUUAGAUCUCAACAUUAUUGGUUUGCAAUUUAGUCAUCAUCCUCUAUUCAAUCAGGAACAAGUAUUAUGUGCUAGGCUCCUGCAACUUUAUGAAUGUUUUCAGGACAGGCAGCAACAGAAUUUACCACAGCUACUUUAUGAAAAGUUGCAAACACUGACAAAUGCUACCCAAUCAAUUAAUGAAAACUUUGAAAUAACCCAGCUUAUCAGAAAGUCUUUACAAGAUUAUUAUUGGCAGAUAAGUAAUACAAAACAACUAUAUAACUUUGAACUGGAAAAGGACCUGUCCCUUCUACAUAGUAUAUUACAGACCUGGAAACAGAUAAAGUCCCUUAGACAACGGCAAGGUUUCACAAGCACUACGAUAAAGUUACUGUUUCAGAGGAUAAAAAUGAAUGAAUGUAAUGAGCAAGAAGAAACACAAAUGUCAGAAGUGUCUGAGACUAAAAAGAAAAGUGAAGGAAAAGUACUUAAGAAUGAAGAAAAACAGGAGAACUUUUCUUCUUUAGCUUCUGAACUUGAUGACACAGAAAUUGAAAGAAUAAAUCCAAUUACCUUCAGGCCACAACUUGAUUUCACAGCAGAAGUAACAAAGUUAUUCAACUGUUCACUGCAUGAACAAAAGAGGAGAGCCAAGAUUCAGAAGCUGAAAUAUUUUAUUAAGAUAUUUUACAACAACAAAGAGGUUUCUUGCACUUCAGUAUCUUCCCUACAGUUUGAUUUUAAAGUCAUGUUUCAGCAAAUUUUCAAUAUUCAGUUAAUAUAUUGGCCAGAAACAAUUUGCUUGGAGCUUUAUGAAAUAAGUAAAAGGACAAGUUUACUGGCAAAAUUAUAUUUACCUUUACCUAACAACACAGAGUUGAGAGGCAGAACUGUUUUGGAAUAUGUAGAGUUUAGCUCUGAGAAGCUGGUCAGCCCUGCGGAUGGAGAAGUAGGAAGCAAUGUGCCUUUUCUUCUUGAGGGAAAUGGAACUGAAGAGCUUUGUCUUUUAACAUCAGGAAAACUCAGCUAUUCUCUAUCAUGGGCCUUAGAUGAAAAUGGCAUUCCUCUGGCACCUCUACCACAGUCAUUAAGAUCUGAAAAUUAUAGUUUGUUAAGGAAUGUAGAGGUCAGAGGUAUUCCUGGAAUUCCAUGGUUUAUUAAUGCACAGAAGCUUUUUCAAUGGGCAGAUGAAAUCAGAAUUGAUCCAAAUAAUCCAGAAUAUUCUGAUAUAAUGGAAUUUAUUAUGUAUAUGAAACAUAAAGGGCAGGAUGUCCCACAGUAUUUCCGUCUUGAACAACUGCAAGAUGAAUUUAACUUUGUUUCUGAAGAAGAAAUGAAAAAGAGCAAACGUUUUCAGCUUCUGCAACUUAGAAAUGCAGGUCAAUUAAAUAUUUUUCUCUUGCAGCAAGUGCCCCUCUAUGAUAGAGAGAUUCCAGAUUUAGUCUUUCAGGAGUAUGAAAGUCAGGUAGAAAUGGCUAUGUCUAUGUCAGAUGUAAAUUCUAUUAUUACACAAAGGAUUAAUGCCAUCAAUUUUCUGAAAAAGGAGAGAAGAUCAGUAAUGAAAAGAGUCAUCAAAGUUAACAAAUUUAACUUGGCAGAUAUUGUGGCUGAUUAUGAAGAAAUUGUAUCUUCAAGCCAGUUGACACAUGCAAUUUGUAAGUUUGUUGAACCACGCAGAAAGUUAAAACCUCGGAGGAAAGAAAGGAAAAGAGUUACAGCACAGACUAUUUCUGAUGGAGAUAUUAAAAUUCUCAUAAGAAUAUUGAGGGCCUAUAAUAUUCCUACCAGGAAAACAGCAGUCAAUAGAGUUGUGGAUAUGCCUGCUUAUUUGAAAUCAUCUAUGCCUUGCUUCAGACAUAAAGAAACAACCACAUCAAUAGACUCAGAUAGUAUCUUAAAUGAGGAUACUGUACACCCUUUCAUAGAAGUUUCUUUUCAACAUACUGUAUAUCAUACUAAUACAGAAAGUGGAUCUCAUCCAUGCUGGAAUGAAGAAAUUAAAGUAGAUUUUAUUUCACCAGGACAUGAUUACAGCUUUUCAAACUUAUCUAAAAUCAAAGAUAAUAUAUACAUCAACAUUUUUGAUGAAGUGACCAUUGAAAAACAUGAGGAUCGCUGUCUCAAGAGCUGCAGUGGUCACGCAUAUCUAAGAAAGAAUUGGCUUGGUUCUAUUGUUUUUCCUUUCUCCGCUCUUUUGCAACAGUCUGAGAUUAAUGGAACAUUUCAAGUAAAUAUCCCACCAAUUUUGCUUGGAUAUACUUGGAGUAAGACUUAUUUAUCUCCUAAAGAAGAUUACAAUGGACAGAAUUUAAGAGAAUGUACCUUCAUAAAUAUUUUUGCUACCAUUGAACCACAAAUAUCAUAUGUUACCUAUAAUUCAAAAUUUGACCAGUUUUCAGAUCAAAUAGAUAUUUUGCAGAGAGCACAGAUUUUUAAAAAUAAUUGUAAAGCAAUGUUUCCCAACCGAAGAAUCAUAACUACUGUUUUUAAUGAUGAAGGGAUACAAAUCUUAGUAACAAGAUAUAUCAAGGCAUUAAAUCCACCUCAACAGCUUCUAGAUACAUUUCUUCAUGAUUCUAAUGCAACACUUGGCCUCGUUGCUCGAUUUGUGUCUCUGAUUCCUUUUAUGUCUGAUACACUGGAUGAUAGUGAUGGUUCUGACAUAUGGAUGACAUCAGAGCAUUGCAUCAGUUUGGCUAUCGGAAAUAAGGAAGAGCAUGCCAUACUUCUCUGUAAUUUCUUUUUGUAUUUUGGAAAGAAGGCAUUGGUCCUCCUGGGAACCUCAUUAUUAGAAGGGCACAUUGCCUAUGUAUUAACUGAAGAAACUAAAGAAUAUUUGCUUUGGAACCCAUCAACUGGACAGUGUCAUAAGCAGUUUGAUCCAUUUUGUCCCUUACAAAGUGUGGAUUGUUUGUUUGAUGAUAAGAAUGUCUGGUUUAAUAUUCAACAAAAUAACACACCAAUGGCUGUAUGUUUUGACUAUUCAAAGGAAAGUUUCUGGAAACAGUUGCUUCCAAAAAAUUUUCAGGGAACAAAAAUACAAAGCAUACAGCCUGAAGAAAUAAUUUAUUCUGAUACAAAUAAAAAUAUGGUAGAAGAUCUAAAGAACAGGAUUGAAAGAACUCUAAAAUGUAAAAUAAUGGAAUGGAGACCGAAGCACUCAACACGUUGGAAUCGACAGUGUACUUCUGUUUUGCAACAAAUUCUUCCUAAGCUGGAGCUUGGCACAGACAGUCCUGUUUUAUCUGAAGAAGAGAAUGAAUUGGAAAGACUAUUACAAUUUUACUGGGUCACAGGAUUUCCCAUCCAGAUGCCGUAUACUGAUAUUCAGUCAGUUAUAGAUGCCGUGUAUCAAACUGGAAUUCACUCUUCUGAGUUUCCUGAGACAGAAUUUGCUUUAGCUGUAUACAUUCACCCAUAUUCAAACAACAUAUUAUCUGUUUGGGUCUACUUGGUAUCCUUAGCCCAACAUCACUGAAAAGAAAAAGUGGAAAAGGAAGAGAUCAUACGAUGGUUCCUUAGACCACAAGCAGUCACAACUUUUCUGUUAUCAAAAGUUUGCUGCUUAUCAUUAUGUCCAGCUAGGUGCCAAUCUCAAUUAUUUAUUCACUUACAAAGUUGGGUAAUAACCCCUACUCUCCUUUCCCUCCCUAUUCUUUGAGGGUAAGUAUAGAUGACCACCUCACUAAAAAC